CGCCCGUCGCAGCGCGGAAGGAGAGUGGGGAGGUGGCGCGGCUCGGCCCGUCCGCAGGGCCCGGCCGAGGGGCGAGCCAGCGGUGAGGCGGCGGCCCGGGCCACAGCGGGCCGGGCGCGGGCAGCCCUCGGCAGGGAGCGAGGAGCAGCCGAGGCAAGCCUUGAGGAGUCGCCGAGCUGCCGCGGGGAUGAAGGACCGGCUGGCUGACCUGGCUGAGUACAAAGGAAGUGAAGAUGGGGAGACAGUUGUUGUUGAAAAAGACCAUUUUAUGGAUGACUUUUUCCAACAGGUUGAGGAACUUAGAAAUAAUAUAGCAAAAAUAGCACAAAAUGUGGAAGAAGUGAAGAAGCAGCACAGCAUUAUCCUGUCAGCACCAAAUCCUGAAGGAAGAACAAAGGAAGAACUUGAAGAACUAAAUGAGGAAAUAAAGAAGAUUGCUAAUAAAAUCCGAGCCAGGUUAAAGGGGACUUGCUCUGGAGCACACCUACUGUAUUUUAAAUUCAGACUAGCUGAUUUUGCUGUGACUUUCCCCUCUAUUGAACAGAGUUUUGAUCAGGGUGAAAAUACUAAUCGGACAUCAGUGGACCUCAGGAUAAGAAAAACACAGCAUUCUGUACUAGCUCACAAGUUUGUGGAGGUCAUGACGGAAUACAACGAGACUCAAACUCUUUUUCGAGAACGCAGCAAAGGUCGGAUACAGAGACAAUUGGAGAUAACUGGAAAGACCACCACUGAUGAGGAACUGGAAGAAAUGUUAGAGAGUGGUAAUCCUGCAAUUUUCACUUCUGAUAUUAUAUCAGACUCUCAAAUAACUAGACAAGCACUGAAUGAAAUAGAGUCACGUCACAAGGAUAUUAUGAAACUGGAAAGUAGCAUACGGGAACUACACGAAAUGUUUAUGGACAUGGCAAUGUUUGUUGAGACUCAGGGUGAAAUGAUUAACAACAUAGAAAAGAACGUGAUGAAUGCAACAGAUUAUGUGGAACAUGCAAAAGAAGAGACAAAAAAAGCAAUUAAAUAUCAAAGUAAAGCACGAAGGAAAUUGAUAUUCAUAAUUAUAUGUGUAACUGUAUUGCUUCUGAUACUUGGGAUUAUCCUAGCAACAACACUAUCAUAGCAAGCACAUUCCAAGAGUUAAGAACCUUCAGAAACUCCAAAAUACAUCUUCAGUAAAAGCAAACUUGUUAAUGAUGCCUUACACUGUUCCAUGAUGAUGACCCAUUGCUAAUGGUUAAAAAUGAAAACAAAGUCACUCCUAAUGUUUACUUAAAAAUGAAGCUCAGAAUGUGUUAGCAUAUGUCUGGAUUUUUGUCAUAAACUACACAUUUGUAAGACUGAAAUGUUGUUUUGAACUAAAGAAACAGGAUUUUUUUAAAUCUCAGUGUUACAAACAGUUUAAGUAGGGAGUUGAGAGACUAUUGAGUUUUGACUGUUCAGCUUUUUUUCUUACUGCUAGUGUAAUUCUAGUAAUGAAUUUUAGUACCAUAACAGUGCUGCUUUUGUUAGCACUCUUGUGAAGAUUUUUGAGAUGUAGCCUUGUCUUUAAGUGUACUAAUUACUUAGUCACCUUAACAUAUAUAAACUUGAUAUUUAACAGUUUUUUUUCUGACAAGUGCUAAAAUAUUUUAUCCCUGAACGACUACUUAUUUAGCUGUCUGCCUGUUGCAUUACACUUGAGAAGGAAAAAAACCCUUUUUUAUACUUCCCUUUGUUUUAACUUUUUUCUUUCAAUGCCCCUGAGGUGAAUUGCUUUAAGCAUUUCCUUGCCUUUACAAUAAAAACUUAGUUGCAACUUUUCUGGUAAAAGAAGGCAGUGUUGAAGCACACCAGAUCUGAACUUGAACAGAUAAUUUGACAAAGAAGCCUGUGCACAGGAAGCAGAUGGAGCUGUUUAGCCUUAUUGUUCAUAUGAGAAAAAUCACAAUUUGUCUCUAUAAAGCCAAGUCAAGAUUUCUGUUUCAGAAGCUUGCUAACUGUGGAUGUGUGAAUAUAGCACAUAGGGAUAAACUCCCUCAGAGAAGUCUGAAACAUAAUAUGAGCUAAGACACUGAUUUGUUAUGAAAUGUGAUGUUAUAUAACAUGUAUGAAGUGUUUUAGUAUAUACAUACCUGUUGUAAUGCUAACUUGCAAGACUUGAGAGCUUGACAGACUUCAAAUGUAACCAAAUAACUGCAUUUAAUGCUACAGGUUAUUUUUGUAUUUUGUGUGUAAAAUAUUUGUAACUUGAAUAUUUGACUCAUUGUUUAAGGAUAUCCAUGUAGAUAUGUAGAUAUAUUUACCCUGCAGGAGAAUUAGAAGAAAGUAUCAUUGUGUGCCUUUUUAAACACAGUCUAAAACUACACUUACCGAUGUUUCCAAAUAUUCCACUGUAAUAACUGUAGUAACUUGGUCCUGAAAGGUUAGAAUCCUUCAACUCAUGUGUUGUUCAAAGUGUCUGAGAUCUAAGUUACUCAGUAAACUAUAAUUCAGUCUGUCGACUUCAUGAAAUUCAGCAAGUUUACAAUUUAUAUUGUAUGGAUGAAUAUUCCUGCUUUGCUGUCCAAAUAUACUGUGAAUGUGCUGGAGCUAGUCAGAUGUCAAAACAUGUUUUAAAAAGAAAAACAAUACUAUUAUGGGUCUUCUUGCGAGUCAGCCAUAAAGAAGCCAACUGAAAAAAUUCAGCUUCAUCAAUGAACAAAUUUCCAUACCUCCGAGUCCAGACCACUCACUGAUGUUUGUGAGGAAGUUUACAUGCAAAGCAAGGAAAGAUUGAUUGCCUUAGUACUUGUUCUAGGUAAAAUAUAUUUUUAUUCUAUAGUUUUCUAGAUUUUUAUCAGUAAGUAUUAUUUAUACAGAUAUACAAAUUAGAUUGGGGAGGGAAAUCAGUUCUGCUGUUUAACAGCUGGUUACCUAAAAUGACCCCCAAAAUCCUCUCAUGUUGAAUUUUUUUAUUUAGAAUGCAGUAAUUUGCCCAUGAAGAGCAGAAAUUUGGAUAGGCCACUCCAUACUUUUUACUUGUUAUAUAGCUGCCUCAAUGAGUUUGUUUUAAAAUGAAACAAGACUUGUCUUUCACAUGAACUACUUGGUUCUGUUAAUAUUGCAAGGGAGUAAAUCUCUAACCUAUGCACUAAUAAAUUUAUCCAAGCAAAGUA
Molecule: messenger RNA, 3131 nt
Organism: Colius striatus (speckled mousebird)
Lineage: Eukaryota; Metazoa; Chordata; Aves; Coliiformes; Coliidae
Gene: STX2
Product: syntaxin 2
Exons: 11
Coding region: 188-1117 (309 amino acids)
Biological process (GO): synaptic vesicle fusion to presynaptic active zone membrane; intracellular protein transport; exocytosis
Cellular component (GO): presynaptic active zone membrane; synaptic vesicle; plasma membrane
Molecular function (GO): SNARE binding; SNAP receptor activity
Source: RefSeq, a predicted model, not a curated record